Messenger RNA from Poecilia reticulata (guppy), 2403 nucleotides. It is a transcript of the gene gnb5b, whose product is annotated as guanine nucleotide binding protein (G protein), beta 5b. Gene Ontology annotation, molecular function: protein binding. The record is from RefSeq and is a predicted model, not a curated record. Gene Ontology annotation, biological process: regulation of apoptotic process; signal transduction. NCBI's taxonomy places the organism in Eukaryota, Metazoa, Chordata, Actinopteri, Cyprinodontiformes, Poeciliidae.
UACUGCAUCUUCUCUGUCCCUUGCUGAUCCGUCACUGGAACCACUCCGCUCACUUCUACCUGGACAGGUACCUGCUGGGUGACGGGAAACAGUCUCUUCUGUGGUGUGUUGCUGAUCUUCUGCAGCCAUGUGUGACCAGACGUUCAUGGCGGCCACCUUCGGCCCGUGUGACAGCUGCAGCAAGGCCAGUCCGCUGAUGAACAUCUACAUCAAAAGCGAGGCCAUCAACUACUGCUCCUUCUGCGUGGAAAUGAUGGCGUGCCAGGGGCUCCAGAAAGGGGAGACCCUGGCAUCACUGAAGAAGGAGAGCGAGAACCUGAAGAAGAAGCUGGAGGAGGAGCGCGGCAAGCUGAACGAUGUGGAGUUGCAUCAGGUGGCUGAGAAGAUGGAGGCGGUGGCCGCUCUCUCCUUGAAGACCAGGCGCGUCCUGAAAGGCCAUGGCAACAAGGUUCUGUGUAUGGACUGGUGUAAGGACAAACGUCGCCUGGUCAGCUCUUCACAGGAUGGAAAAGUGAUUGUCUGGGAUGCGUUUACUCUCAAUAAGGAGCAUGGGAUAACCCUGCCAUGUACGUGGGUGAUGGCAUGUGCGUACGCUCCCUCCGGUUGUGCUGUGGCAUGCGGGGGUUUGGAUAACAAAUGCUCAGUGGUCCCGCUGUCACUGGACAGAACUGAGAACCUGGCAGCAAAGAAGAAGUCGGUCGCCAUGCACACCAACUAUGUAUCAGGAUGCUCCUUCACCAACUCGGACAUGCAGCUGCUGACCUCCAGCGGGGAUGGAACAUGUGCAUUGUGGGACGUGGAGAGUGGGCAGCUGCUGCAGAGCUUCCACGGUCACACGGCGGACGUCUUGUCGCUGGACCUUGCUCCGUCCGAGACCGGAAACACGUUUGUGUCCGGGGGCUGCGAUAUGAAGGCCAACGUGUGGGACAUGCGCUCGGGACAGAACAUUCAGUCUUUUGAAAGCCACGAGUCGGAUAUCAACUGUGUGAAGUACUAUCCCAGUGGAGACGCAUUUGCAUCUGCGUCAGAUGACGCCACGUGCCGUUUCUACGACCUGCGGGCGGACCGCGAAGUUGCCGUCUACCAGAAGGACAGCAUCAUAUUUGGUGCCUCCUCUGUGGAUUUCUCUCUGAGUGGCCGCCUGUUGUUCUCUGGGCACAAUGACUACACCAUAAACAUUUGGGACGUUUUGAAGGGAACUCGCGUCUCCAUCCUGUUUGGCCAUGAAAACCGCAUCAGCAGAGUCCGAGUGUCGCCUGAUGGCACGGCGCUCUGCUCGGCCUCCUGGGACAACAGUCUACGGAUUUGGGCCUAGCGUCGUCCCAGCGCUUCAGUCCAAGUAAACAACACGAAGAUUAGCACUCCUGCUGGAUAUCAAUCACUCUUGCUCGAGCGUGUCGAUCCAAAAGUUCAACCGCUUCCAGAUGUGAUGCUGCAUCAGUUCCUUGUUAACACACAAAGCUAAACAGCUUGUUAGCUUCAUGUCUGAGCGCUGUGCCUGGUAAAUGUACUCGGACCCCUUGAAUUUUUUCAGAUUUCGUCUAGUUACAACCACGGCUUUUCCAUGAAUUAUAUUGGACUUUUAGGUGACAGACCAGUUUUUCUGAUUGAAAAAAAAAAAACCUCAGCAUCCUACUUCCACCACCAUGUUUCACUGUGGUCGUGGUGUUUUGGGGGCUUAUCUGCAGUGUCACACAAUGUUUCACAUGUGGGUGGAAAAGUUCAUGAGGGCACCCAGCAUGAACUUGGGUUCAUGCUGGGUGCCUGAACCCAUGCAUGGGUGGACUCGCUGUCCACCCAUGCAGGUGGACUCGCUGUGAAUUAGGCGAGCUCUGACACAAAAGGAUUUUAUAUAGAGGUAUCGUAUUACUGGGGGCUGAAUACAUAUGCAAGGCACAUUUUUCAGACUUCUCACCAAACCAUGUCUCCCUUUUCUUUCUAUACUUAUUUCAGUUAAAUACAUUCAAGUUUGUGAUUGUAAUGUGACAGUGUGAAAAAAAUUGACAUUUUUACAAGGCGCCAUCUCCAACAGCACUCCUUUUGAAGGAUUUCAUCACUUAUAGAGAUAUUUACUAAUUAAUCUGUUGGCCUACUGGUAAUAAAAUUGACCAUAGAAAUCGGAUUGAACAACAAAAAAGACAAUGGAAAAAACAUAUUUCUGCAAAGAACAGAUAAGAUAUGUAAGAACAACAUAUUGAUUAUUAUUGUCAUCAUUUAACCUUCUUUAUUUGACUUAUGAACUCCAGUCAGGUUCAUUUAAUGGGUUUGAAAGCGCUGCUCUAAUAACGGCACCUUAUGGCAUAAAGUUAGCUACCAGUAUUAUUAUGUUUUUAUUUAACGGUAUAUUAACUAUUUUGAUCACUGAUUUUCCCAUGAGAAAAUAAAAACAAGUUGUGCAGUGUU